Molecule: messenger RNA, 957 nt
Organism: Acanthopagrus latus (yellowfin seabream)
Lineage: Eukaryota; Metazoa; Chordata; Actinopteri; Spariformes; Sparidae
Product: olfactory receptor 146-like
Exons: 1
Coding region: 28-957 (309 amino acids)
Biological process (GO): G protein-coupled receptor signaling pathway
Cellular component (GO): membrane
Molecular function (GO): olfactory receptor activity; G protein-coupled receptor activity
Source: RefSeq, a predicted model, not a curated record
UUUCUUCUUCUUUCUUCUUUCAGGUCAAUGGGAAACUACACCUACAACAGCUUCACACUCCAGCUGGAAGGGUUAAAUGUCUCGAAUGAGUCGGUCUACCCCGUCUUUCUCUUCUUCUUUUUCUCCUACCUGUUUAUAAUGAUUACCAAUGUGGGUAUUGUUGUUCUAAUUUUCAAUGACAAGAACCUUCACCAGCCGAUGUAUCUCCUUUUUAGCAACCUGCCAUUUAAUGACAUUAUUGGGAACUCUAUCAUGGUGCCUCGUUUGCUUGUAGACAUUUUGCUGCCUCCGUCUGAACGUCUCAUCAGUUAUUAUGAGUGUGUAGUUCAAGCUUUCACUACACAUAUGUUUGGUACAACUUCUCACACUGUGCUCAUGAUUAUGGCCUUUGACAGAUAUGUGGCCAUCUGUGAUCCUCUGCGCUAUGCUGCCAUAAUGACCAACAAAAUGGUGAUCAAGCUGACAGUUUCUGCCUGGGGAGUGGCCUUGGUUCUGGUCGGGAUUCUUCUCGGUCUGACCAUACGGCUGAACCGAUGCAGGACGAUGAUCAUGAAUCCUUACUGUGACAAUGCCUCUCUGUUUAAACUCUCCUGUGACAGUGUGUUUAUUAAUAAUGUGUACGGCCUCACUUUCACUGUCGUCCUGUUCACAGCUUCUAUAGGCACCAUGGUUCUCACUUACACAAAGAUUACAGUCGUCUGUCUGAGCAGUAAGAACAAGUCUUUGAACAGUAAAGCCUUGAAGACCUGCAGCACUCAUCUGGUUGUGUAUUUGAUCAUGGUGUUCAAUGGAUUGUCUAUCAUUACACUUCAUCGUUUCCCUCAAUACUCGGAUUACAGAAAACUUUGUACCAUUUUGUUUCACAUUAUCCCCGGUAGCCUCAACCCCAUUAUAUAUGGCAUCCAGUCAAAAGAGAUAAAGAAGUUUUUCUCAAAGAAGAUUUUGCCAAAUUACUAA